Ustilaginoidea virens is the source of this 1410-nucleotide messenger RNA. RefSeq lists its product as uncharacterized. Bases 1 to 1410 code for a protein of 469 amino acids. The transcript is spliced from 4 exons. Lineage: Eukaryota; Fungi; Ascomycota; Sordariomycetes; Hypocreales; Clavicipitaceae. Gene Ontology annotation, biological process: carbohydrate catabolic process; fungal-type cell wall biogenesis. The record is from RefSeq and is a predicted model, not a curated record. Gene Ontology annotation, molecular function: mannan endo-1,6-alpha-mannosidase activity.
AUGGUCUGGGCGUUUCUCUCACCGGCAUGGCUUGCCGUAGCCGGCAGUCUGAUGAUACGUGCCGAUGCGCAACCUUACAGCAUCGACACCCCAGACGCCAUUCGACAGUCCGCACGAACAUUGGCGUACGACCUGAUGCUGUUCUACAAAGGCAAUCAGUCUGGAGAAAUCCCCGGUAUCUUGCCCGGACCUCCCGAUAGCGGACUGGGUCCGUAUUACUGGUGGGAAGGUGGAGCCAUGAUGGGCACCUAUAUAGAUUACUGGAAGUGGACCGGAGACUCGAGUUACAACAAGGUUGUCAUGGAAGGGAUGCUCCACCAGGUUGGUGAGCACAAAAACUACAUGCCGAGAAACCACACGCUGUCCUUGGGAAACGACGAUCAGGGCUUCUGGGGCUUAUCCGCGAUGCUGGCCGCUGAGAACAAGUUCCCCGACCCCCCCGAGGAUCAGCCCCAAUGGCUUGCUCUGGCACAAGCAGUGUGGAGCACACAGGCGGAUCCCAGUCGCUACGACGAGACUUGUGGCGGAGGAUUGCGCUGGCAGAUUCCUUUUUCCAACAAAGGAUAUGGGUACAAGAACACUAUUGCCAAUGGCAUUUUCUUCAACAUGGGCGCUCGCCUUGCACGGUAUACCCAAAACGACACUUAUGCAAAACGCGCCGAGCAGGCCUGGGAUUGGAUGAUAAAUGUCGGCUACAUUGAUACCGAGAUCUGGCACGCAUACGACGGCGCACAUGUGGACAAGAAUUGCACCGACGUCAACAAGGCUACCUUUUCCUACAACGCGGCCAUUCUAACGCAAGGCGCCGCUUUCAUGUACAACUACACAAACGGAGGUGGCAAGUGGAAGACUGCCGUAGACGGCCUUUUGGAUACGCUUUUGGAAACAUUCUUCCCAAACAACACUGCUUACGAGGUGCCUUGCGAGGGCAGCAAUGGAAAGGGGACAUGCACCCGCGACAUGCUGUCGUUCAAGGGCUACGUCCAUCGAUGGCUCGCCGUGGUGACGCAGAUAGCCCCGCAUACCAGGGACAAGAUCCUCCCGGUCCUGCGAGCGUCCACCGCAGCAGCCAUAAAGCAGUGCACCGGCGGCGCGAGCGGCCGGCAAUGCGGUUUCUACUGGAUCCUGGGCCGAUUCAUCGAUCCAGCCGUGGACAAGACCACCGGCGCGGGCGAAGCCAUGAACGUGCUGGGCGCGGUGUCGAGCCUCCUCAUCGACGAAGCUGUUCCACCACUGACGAACAAGACGGGUGGAACGUCCAAGGGCGACGCAACCGCAGGAGGCAAGGAUAAUUUCGAACGGCCGCUGAAGCCCAUCACGAUGGCUGACAAGGCGGGGGCCGGCGUCGUCACAUUUCUGCUGCUUGGUGGUGCCGCUGGCAUGUUUGUCUGGAUGAGCGCGUUUGAUUAG